AUGACCCAGGCUACGAGGACAAUCACGUCAGUUGCAGCACAGAAUUACACGAUUCACAAAAGCUAUGGCGGUGACACGCGAUACAUGUCGCUCGAUUCUCAAUUCGAUACCUUGUGGAACCAUGAACUGGUGCCGGACAACGGUGUCAUCAACCUCCCGCCCUACGAUUCCUCGGGAAAGACGACUGUCAAUGAAUAUGGCGUGAUUGGCAUGCUCCACGCGCUUCACUGCCUGGGUGGCAUCAGGAGGGCCAUGCAGACUGCACGCAACGAUGCACUCAGCAGAAAUGGACACGACAUUGGUCUGGAUUACAAGUCUGAUCCGCACUGGCCUCAUUGUUUCCAUUAUCUCCGGGAGUUGAUCUUGUGCCAUGCCGACGACACGAUCGAGAGAGCCCACUUCCUUAAUGGGACUGUGUCGCUAGCUGGUCAAGCGCCAGCUUUUUUUGAGGGUCAGUUGGACGUGAGGCAGUGUCGCGAUUCGGAAAAACUGUUCCAGACGCGGAAGUUGCACAGUGAUUCGAACAAAGAUGGUGUGCCGAAUGUAUGGUAG
Sphaerulina musiva SO2202 is the source of this 552-nucleotide messenger RNA. RefSeq lists its product as uncharacterized. Gene Ontology annotation, biological process: mycotoxin biosynthetic process. The record is from RefSeq and is a predicted model, not a curated record. Lineage: Eukaryota; Fungi; Ascomycota; Dothideomycetes; Mycosphaerellales; Mycosphaerellaceae. The coding region runs from base 1 to 552 and encodes 183 amino acids. The transcript has a single exon.